Messenger RNA from Oldenlandia corymbosa var. corymbosa, 3705 nucleotides. Lineage: Eukaryota; Viridiplantae; Streptophyta; Magnoliopsida; Gentianales; Rubiaceae. The record is from the annotation of a GenBank genome assembly.
AUGCCGGGCAAUAUGAGCAAAAUGGAGGAAUCCAAGAGUAGCAAGAAUUCAUCACUAGCUCUCAUAUUCAGAUAUGCGGAUUGGAAAGAUGUAUUGCUAAUGUUUUUGGGAACUUUGGGAUCCAUUGGAGAUGGCUUAUCAACCAACUGUUUGUUGGUUUAUGUUAGCCAUCUUUUUAAUAGCUUGGGUUAUGGUAAUACUCACCAGAACCAUUAUAAUUUCAUGGCUGAAGUUGAAAAGUGCAGCUUAUACUUUGUCUACUUGGGAUUAGCAGUCAUGGUUGUGGCAUUCAUGGAAGGUUAUUGUUGGAGUAAAACAAGCGAGCGGCAGGUCUUGCGAAUUCGUUACAUGUAUUUGGAAGCUGUUUUGAGACAAGAAGUUGGUUUCUUUGACUCACAAGAAGCAACUACUUCUGAAAUUAUUGAUAGCAUUUCCAAAGACACUUCUCUCCUUCAAGAAGUUCUUAGUGAAAAGGUGCCCCUUUUUCUGAUGCAUACUACAGUUUUUGUUUCUGGAAUUUGUUUUACUUCAUACUUUUCAUGGAGGCUGGCUUUGGUGGCAUUUCCAACAAUGCUGCUCUUAAUAAUUCCUGGGUUACUCUACAAGAAAUACCUCCUGAUUUUAUCCAAGAAGUCCUCCAAGGAAUACAGCAAGGCAAAUGGUAUUGUGGGACAGGCUCUAAGUUCCAUCAAAACAGUGUAUGCAUUCACAGCUGAAAAAGGGAUUGUUGAGAAGUACUCAUCAAUAUUGGAUCAUACCACAGAGCUUGGGAUCAAGCAAGGGAUUGCUAAAGGUCUUGCUAUUGGAAGCACAGGACUUUCAUUUGCAAUAUGGGCUUUGCUUGCUUGGUAUGGCAGUCGUCUUGUAAUGUACAAAGGUGAAAGUGGAGGAAGAAUUUACGCUGCCGGAAUUUCUUUCGUAUUGGGUGGACUAUCCCUGGGGAUGGCCUUACCAGAGGUGAAGCACUUUACAGAAGCUUCUGUUGCGAUCUCGAGAAUUCUUCACAGGAUUGAUAGGAUCCCAGAAAUCGAUGGUGAUGACACAAAAGGAAUUCAGCUGGAUAAGAUCAGAGGUGAACUCGAAUUCCAGCAUGUUCAUUUCACUUACCCUUCUCGCCCGGACUCAAUUGUGCUUAAGGACUUCAAUCUGAAGAUUGAAGCCGGAAAGACUGUAGCUCUUGUUGGUGCCAGUGGAAGUGGCAAAUCCACUGCCAUUGCAUUGGUUCAAAGAUUCUAUGAUCCUUGUGGCGGAACUGUAUGCAUUGAUGGCGUCGACAUAAGAACUUUACAGCUGAAAUGGUUAAGAUCACAGAUGGGAUUAGUGAGUCAAGAACAUGCACUUUUUGGAACAACAAUAAAGGAAAACAUCAUGUUUGCGAAACAUGAUGCAACAAUGGAAGAAGUAAUAGCAGCAGCAAUGGCUGCAAAUGCUCAUGAUUUCAUCAGACAACUUCCUGAUGGAUAUGAGGCUAGGGUUGGUGAAAGAGGAGCACUUCUCUCAGGUGGACAGAAGCAGCGGAUUGCCAUAGCCAGAGCUAUAAUCCGAAAUCCAGUCAUUCUCUUACUUGAUGAAGCCACAAGUGCACUUGAUUCGGAGUCGGAAAAACUUGUGCAGAAUGCCUUAGAUCAAGCCUGUAUGGGAAGAACAACUCUGGUAGUUGCACACAAGCUUUCCACUGUAAGAAAUGCAGACAUGAUCGCAGUAAUGAGUGGUGGUACUGUGGUUGAACUGGGAUCACACAAUGAGCUGGUUGAAAAGAAUGGACAAUAUGCGAAAAUGGCGAAAUUCCAUCGGCAACUUAGCGCUCUUGAUCAAGAGCAUAACUCAGAAGUAACCUUCUCAUCAGUUGCAAGAAGCAGUGGUGGCAAGAGAAGUGCAGCAAGAAGUCCAGCCUUUUUUAACUCACCUUUGCCAUUGGAUAAUGCCCCUAAACCUGCACCUCUUCCUUCCCCGUCCUUUAAGCGCUUACUUGCAUUGAACUCGCCUGAAUGGAAGCAAGGUCUGAUGGGAAGUUUCUCAGCAGUGAUCUUUGGGGCAGUUCAACCUGUCUAUGCACUAACUAUCGGUGGCAUGAUCGCAGCUUUCUUCUCACCGAGUCAUGAGGAAAUGCGUGCCCGUAUACAGAUCUACACCAUGAUUUUUAGUGUACUUUGCUUCGUCUCCAUUGUUGUGAACCUCUGCCAGCAUUACAAUUUUGCUUACAUGGGAGAACACCUGACGAAAAGAAUCAGAUUGAGAAUGCUUGAAAAGAUUAUGACCUUUGAGCCUGCUUGGUUUGAUGAAGAAGAGAAUUCAAGUGGAGUCUUGUGUUCAAGAUUGAGUAAUGAAGCAUCCCUCGUUAAAUCCCUUGUUGCUGAUAGACUUUCUCUCUUGCUCCAAACAACUUCAGCUGUGACUAUAGCGAUGGUAAUGGGGCUCAUUAUCGCCUGGAAACUCGCGCUUGUGAUGAUCGCUGUCCAGCCACUCACAAUCCUAUGCUUUUACACAAGGAAGGUGUUACUCUCCACCAUUACAGCCAAAUUUGUAAAAGCUCAACACGAAAGUACUCAAAUCGCUAUGGAGGCCGUAUAUAAUCACAGGAUAGUGACUUCAUACGGAUGCAUCAGGAAAGUUCUUCGGAUUUUUGAUGAGGCUCAGGACGCGGCAAGGAAAGAGGCUAGAAAGAAAUCCUUGCUCGCAGGAGUAGGCAUAGGUUCAGCUCAAGGCCUGACUUUUAUGAGUUGGGCGCUUGACUUUUGGUAUGGUGGAAAACUAGUUAGUGCUGGUAACAUUUCUUCCGGAGAUGUGUUCAAAACAUUCUUCAUAUUGGUCAGUACCGGCAAAGUUAUAGCUGAAGCCGGAAGCAUGACAUCUGAUCUAGCCAAGGGAUCAGCAGCCAUUGCAUCCAUCUUUUCCAUACUCGACCGCAAAUCUCUAAUUCAAGGAACUUCUAAGGCCACUGAAGAAGAUGUUGGAACCAAGAUAAACAAAAUGACCGGACAUAUAGAGAUGAAAAAGGUGGAAUUUGCAUAUCCAGGGCGGCCUGAGAUCAGAGUACUAAACGGGUUCUCCUUGGAAGUGAAAUCAGGAACGAGCAUUGGGCUCGUUGGAAAAAGUGGAUGUGGGAAGUCCACAGUGAUUGCUUUGUUGGAACGGUUUUAUGAUGUGACUCGAGGCUGUGUCAAGGUGGAUCAGGUAGAUAUAAGGCUACUUGAUAUUGAGUGGUACAGGAAGCAAAUCGCCCUCGUAAACCAAGAGCCGGUUAUAUAUUCGGGCAGCAUUCGUGACAACAUUGUUUUUGGGAAGCCUGAUGCAUCGGAAAAUGAGGUUGUCGACGCUGCUAGAGCUGCCAAUGCUCAUGAAUUUAUCUCAUCAUUGAAGAACGGGUACGAUACAGAAUGUGGGGAGCGAGGCGUGCAAUUAUCAGGCGGGCAGAAACAAAGAAUCGCGAUUGCUAGGGCGAUAAUUCGCAAUCCAACCCUACUAUUGCUAGACGAGGCGACAAGCGCGCUGGACGUGCAAUCGGAGCAAGUUGUGCAAGAAGCGUUGGAUCGGAUAAUGGUAGGAAGGACAACCAUUGUAGUCGCUCACAGGCUCAACACAAUCAAGAACUUAGACUCGGUCGCGAUGGUUUCGGAUGGGAAGGUGAUUGAGCAUGGAACCUAUGGUCAGCUCAAAAACAAGCGCGGCGCCUUUUCCAACCUCCUUAAUCCUCAGAAAUUGUAG